AUGGCUCGCAAUAGUGUAAUGAAGAUGAUUAUUGAUGACUCUGAUUCUGAUAAUGAAUUGGAGAUAUUUGCAAUAGUUGCUUUAGAAGAAGAGCGGCUAAAUAAUGAGAGGCAAUUGGGAUUACGUCGUGGUUCUAUUCAAGGCAUACAGUUAUUUAUCAAGAAAGAUGCUAUUGGAGUUCUUGGUCUGUCUUCCCUUCAAAAGAUGACAGCGGCUAUGAGGAUGCUCGCUUAUGGAGUAGCGGCCGAUUCUGUAGAUGAUUAUGUGAGGAUUGGAGAAAGCACUGCAAUAGAAAGUCUACAAAGGUUUGUUCAGGCAGUGGUUGCAAUUUUUUCAGAUGUGUACUUGAGGGCACCAAACAAUGAUGACAUUGCUAAAUUACUAGAGGUGGGAAAAAAUAGUGGGUUUCCUGGAAUGUUGGGGAGCAUUGAUUGGCGUGCUCCCCAAGUUGAUUACUCAAUCAAUGGAAAUGACUAUACAAUGGGAUAUUAUCUCGCUGAUGGUAUAUAUCCUCAAUGGUCAACAUUCGUUAAAACAAUUCCAUCUCCACGAGGCAAUAAGCAAAUACAUUUUGCUAAGGCUCAAGAGUCAGCAAGGAAGGAUGUCGAACGAGCAUUUGGAGUGCUCCAAGCACGUUUCUCAAUUGUGCGAGGACUUGCACGUUUUUGGAAAGUUGAAACCCUUAAAGUUAUUAUGAAGGCAUGUAUAAUAUUGCAUAAUAUGAUUGUUGAUGAUGAGCGAAAUGAACAAAAUAUAGUCUGUAAUUAUGAUGCAAUCGAUGAAACUCUUCCUCCAGCAGUGUCACACGAGCGUACACCCGAACUUUAUGACUUCAUUCAAAAUCAUCAUCGCAUAAGAGAUAGACAAACUCAUUCUAAACUCCAAGCAGACCUAGUUGAGCAUUUGUGGCAUCUACAUGGAGAUUUGUAA
This is a messenger RNA of Camellia sinensis, 930 nucleotides long. NCBI's taxonomy places the organism in Eukaryota, Viridiplantae, Streptophyta, Magnoliopsida, Ericales, Theaceae. The record is from RefSeq and is a predicted model, not a curated record.